AAUUCUUCUCACUUAAAACUUUUCAUUGUGUAUGCAGUACUAUGCACACCAACUGAAUGAAUAUACUGUGCAAAUUUAAUCAGAAAAUUAUCAGUAGUUUUUGGGGAAGGUAGAAUGACGGAACGUGUCUCACCUUAAAGGAUAUUAUGGGGUGAAUGCAUAUGGAUCAUCAGAUACCAAUGCAUUAUAACCUUUCAAGUUUCACCAAGCAAGGGACAAAUGUGAAAGAAUGAAUGGCGAAGUUAUGUUGACACAAAAAUUUGAAUAGAUAAAUACAGCACUACAGCGAAAUCAGUGUACUGUUAAAUUUAAAUUAUGUUUAAAACCAGGGGCUUAUAAAAAGACAGGUUCGCGUGAUUAAUGUAUCCAUACUGUACUAGAGAAUAUCAUGCAUCUUGGAUUACACGACCUUUAAGUGUGAACUGUACCAAAAUCAUCCUACACUGUACCUAAUUUUAAGCUGACAGGCAUUAUCUUUGCCAAGGAAAACUAUGGGGGCCUGAACCAAAAAUUCUAGGAAUCUAGAAUUGAUAUAAUUAUAUUCUGCAUUGGUAGUUUGACCCAGACGGAACAUAGGGAGAUCCAAAAUGUCACUAGGUACAUUUAGCAAAGAAGAAAUAUAAAUGGAAAGUAUUUAAAAUUGAUAAUUUCAUUAAACUAAUUAAGCCAAUUUUGUAUCUCAGAAAAUUACUCAGAGAAAAAUAUCAGGACGUCAACGGAGGAAGAGAUGAAUAUGACUUUAUGGUAUUCUAGUUUCCUUGUCAGGUUCUACUGGCUUGUGGUGAUCGGUGUCUUAGUGUCCGUGACUAUAUGUGGGACACUUGUCCUCAAUUUACAUGGUUUACCAAACUUUGAAGAUCCAGCCAAGGGGUUUGAGGUCAGAGGCACGGCUCUCAGUAAGAGACUACAAGCAGUUGCUGUAUUGGAUACUAAUGUACCAGAAACAUAUAGCUAUUACCCAAAAUCAAAUGACUCAGAUAUACAUAGCUAUUAUCAAAACCCCAAUAGCUCAAUUACUUUUAGCUAUCAUCUGAACUCCAAUGGCUUAGAUCAAUGGCUUGGUACAGUGUUAGACAAAAAGGUACCAGGUACCCAUACUGGUUAUAGCUACUAUCCAAGCUUCAAUGGUGUGAAUCAGGAUGAAGGUUCAAAACAGAAAAGGAGGGAUGUCACGGAUCUGCAGUUCAAAUGUUUCCCAAAAGAUGGAGGUUAUGAAUGUCCAAUAAUAGUUUCUCUGGAGUCUACAAAUGGUGGGGACCUCUUCACAAAGGAAGCUUUACAAGCCAUCUGCAAGAUCCAUAAGACAUUAGCUAAACACCCGGCUUAUAUCACAAAGACACACCACUCUGUACCAAGCUAUAUGGAGCAGCUAUUCAACACACCAUGCAACAAGUUCACAAAUUCUACAAUCGCCCAGAUGAGAAAAUUAUUAUCGACCUGUGCACCUUUUUACAAAACCAAACAACUCAAUGCAAAUUGUAACAAAGAUCAAUGUAAUGCUCCGAGCGAAUGCAACAAAAACAAUGCAGUCUAUCAAAUAUUCCAUUAUCUGGUAGACAAAAACUUCCAAGCUGGCAAUGGUUAUAGCAUCCUUGAAUAUACAAACUUGAUUACACAUACAUUUUAUCCAGAGAACCUUGACUUUUACAAGACAUAUUUUGAUGGGCAAGACUUUGAGAUAGAUGGCGUGCAAGUUGUUGGUCUAUAUAUUCAGGGAGUCAAAAAUGAUCUAUUUGCUAACUACCUAGUGAUUGAUAUGAUGCUGUUUGGAGUAGCUUUUGCAUUAAUAUUACUUGUAAUGUUCCUUUACCUAAGAUCUACUCUGAUAUUGCUAGCAACUAUCCUUAAUGUUGGAUUCUCAUUCAUCAUGGCUUACUUUCUUUACUUUGUCAUUUUUCCAUUCCAAUUUUUUCCAUUUCUCAACAUUUUUGCGGCCCUGAUCCUGAUAGCCAUUGGAGCUGAUGACGUCUUUGUAUAUUUUGAUAUAUGGCAUGAAAUGAAAAAGAAAUUGACUGAUGAUGAGAAGUUUGGAGGUAAACACAAGACUAAGACAGAUCAAAAUAAUGUGAUAGAAAAUGGCUUUGCACACUUGGCAAACAACUCAACAGCAAAGUACAAUGGUGUGGACAUACAUGUGCAUGUAUCUGAGAAACCAGUCCUAAAGCUUAGUAAUUCUCACUUAAAAUUGCUCAUUCAUAAGACACUAAAACAUGCAGCGUCAUCUAUCUUUAAUACGAGUUUCACGACUGCAGCUGCAUUUUUAGCCAAUUUCUCAAGUAACAUAAUUGCAACACGCUGCUUCGCAAUUUUUGCUGGAACUUGCAUUCUGGUGAAUUUCAUCUUUAUGGUAACAUGGAU
Molecule: messenger RNA, 2358 nt
Organism: Owenia fusiformis
Lineage: Eukaryota; Metazoa; Annelida; Polychaeta; Sabellida; Oweniidae
Source: the annotation of a GenBank genome assembly